Messenger RNA from Drosophila ficusphila, 3317 nucleotides. RefSeq lists its product as uncharacterized. The record is from RefSeq and is a predicted model, not a curated record. NCBI's taxonomy places the organism in Eukaryota, Metazoa, Arthropoda, Insecta, Diptera, Drosophilidae. Gene Ontology annotation, molecular function: ubiquitin binding.
UGGUCACACUGCUGUUUUAUGAUCGCGAUCGAAGGAACGACGUGACGUGAAAAAUACGUUUAAUUAAGUUUAGUGCGAUUAAUAAUUUUUAAAAUUUUAUUGAAACAAAGUCGAAGUUUUGCUUUGAUUGUGCAUGGAAUUGUGAGUGUGUGGAAAACGAUACGAAAACAGAGCAAACGAAGAAAACGAGAAAGAAAAGUGCCAAAAAGAGCCAGAGUGAAAAGCACCAAAAUAUCGAAACCACAAUAUUGAAUGCUAGAAAAUAAACAAAAGGCAGCGAAGCAACAAAGGAAAAUCAGCGAACGUGCGGGGAGUUUUAAUUAUUUGGUCUCCAGCUGUGAUAGAUGAUGGCCUAAAAUGGCGGCUACACCACCAAUGCCGCCCGGAUCAAACACCCACCAAUUGAAUGGCAAACCUACCGGCAAGGGCAAUCUAACCGAGGCAAUCAAUCAGCACUUUCAGCGGAAGAACCAGAACCAAAACCAUAACCAGAGUCCCAGUCCCGGCCAGAAUCCGCCAAAAUCAAUCAGUCCCGUCAGUCGCAGCGGGAGCAAUGAGCAGCUGGAGCUGCUGGACCAACUACCGAAUACGCAGUCGCAGCACGAAUCCAACAACGGUGGCAAGGCAAAGCCGAGCUGCCAUUGCACCAAUAUUAGUAUUAUGCAUCUCUUUCAUGAGAUGAAGCAGGAGUUCCCAACGAUACCCGAUGCCAUAGUGACGCAAUGCGUCAAUGAGAAUUGCCAUCAGCGCGACAAUUGUAUCCAGAUGCUGAGGAAGGAGCUAGCCCUGCAUCCCAUCCCAGUGCAAAGCUAUCCGGCCAAGGUGUUGCAGCAGCAACAGCAACAGCAGCAGCAGCAACAACAGAACAAACAGGCCAAGCCACCCACGUCACUGAAACCGUCGCGUGCAGCGCCUCCACAGCCGGAAGUGGGGCUAAGCAAUGGAGUGGUCACACCGACAGGUGCUAGUACACCCCAUCUUAAUCCGCAGCCCAGGCCGCGGCCCACCACGCUCAAUCUGCAGCGUCAGUUCAACACACAGCUGCAGCAGAAGAUCCAGCAGCGCCAGCAGCGUCAACAGAGGGACCACCAGCCGCCCCAGCUGACGCCCACGUCCUUGAGCAAGCCGUUGCGUCGGGCGCCGCCGCUACCGCCACCGCCCAAACCGAAGCCGGGCAGCUUCUCCAACGAUUCCUCCUGUCUCACCAGUCCCAUGAGCUCCAGCGAAUCGGAGCUGUCGCUCAAUGCCGUCUCCUUAUCGUCACCGACGACGGCAGCGGCUACAGCUGCGGCCGCGGCAGCAGCAACAGCAAUCGUUCCAGCGCAACAACAACCCUCUCCCGUUCGACAUCGCUCAGUCAUUACGCUCCAGCCAGAGCCACCGUACGCGCGAGACUUUCGCAGCAGUGACUUUCCGCCAACGACGACGUCAACGCCACCGCUACCGUCGCCAAGUUCGGCAGCGUCACCAGUUGCUGCCGGUGGACGCAAGAGCUUUACCUCGCUCAAUCUCACCCUGCGCCAGCCGACGGGAUCGGCGCAAUCGGCCAUUGACAUCACCGCCGGUCCGGCGCCCAGUGGGCAGGGCAGUGGGAUAACCUACUCCAGCGUUAGCUUUGACGCGCGUCGGGGAACGCACAAGAAUUUCCAGCUGACUGUUACGGACGAGGGCAGUGUCUUUAGUGCGGGCUGCAUUCGGCCAAGGAGUCAGUACCCUGCUUCCUGUGAUCCGGUGACGAGUUCUCCGGCGAAUCAGCAACAGCCGCCGUCAGCAGCGGUAGUGACCGAUGGUCCCGGGAAUGACGAGAUGACGACAGACGUGUUUCCGUAUCCCACGCAGGAACAGAAUCAUAUUGUGGCCUCCAACUAUAGCAACAAUCAUGUCGCCAGCAACAACAACAACGGGAUUAGCAGCAGCGUGGAUAGUAGUCCCACCAUGCCGCUUUACGAAGGCGUCCUGGAGGAGUGCGAUCGCGAAGCACAUGCCGCCACCAUUGAGCGGCAGAAGCAGCGGCGCGACAAGCUGGCGAACGCGCUGAGGGACAACAAGAAGCGGCUGCUGGUGCUCGAGCAGGAGAUUAACAUCCUGACCGAUCCGAUUCCGGUGGGCGAAUCUGAAAGACUGGAUAGAGAUAUCUUGCGACUGACUGAGGACUGUAAACGGCUGCUUGACUGCAUCAAUGAACCGCAGGCGAAUGGCUCUGGUCCCGCGGCCAAUUCCAUGAGCCGCCAACACUCGGCCCCCGCCAGCAAUGCUCCUCAGCAGCAGCCACAGCCAUUCCCGCGGCAGCGUCAAGGUGCUCGCGUCCAGGCUCCGCCGAAUUCGCUGCGUUUGAACUCGGAACCUGCGGCGCCCACUGCGCACCCGAGCCUGGACUUUGGGCAGCACCACAGCAGUGCUCCGACCUCGGCAUGUCUGACGCCCCUACAGCAGAGCCAGCAGCAGCAGUUCCAGAUGCAGCAGGAGCCGCCUCCCACGUACGCCCAGUACUAUCAGUUCCAGCAGUAUCUGCAGCAGCAGCGUCAGCAGAUUCAACAACAGCAGCUGCAACUGCAGCAUCAGCAACAGCUGCAACAGCAGUUGCAACAGCAACAGCAACAGCAGCAGCAGCAGCCACAGCCACAUCAGGAGGAGGAAUAUCUGUCCGACUCCGAUGUGGACGAAGAGGAGGAGACGCUGGACUCGUGGGCCUGCAACAUGUGUACAUUCCGCAACCACCCGCAACUGAAUAUUUGCGAGGCCUGUGAGAACGUUAGGAUCCUGCCGGCCCCUGUGCUGAGUCGUGAGGACAUACAUAUAACACUCUCGCCCGGCGAAAAUCGUAUUAUACACUCCUGGAUUCUUUCAUGACCGUCGGCCAAGCACUCACCAUGAGUCCGUAGACAACUGCAGAGAUUUUAUUGUUGCAAAACUAUUUCGCUUUAUUUUAAUCUUAUCUUAAGACAUUGUAAAAAGAUAUAAGAAAAUAUUUUCACCAUAUGCUGCUGGCAGCAAUUAUGGUAUUUUCUCUAUUAGCUUAGCCACUAUCAUAAUUUGAAUCUGUAAGAAAAGACUUGUAGUAACCUUGUAACAUCUGAAACUAGCAAAUAUUUAUCGUAAUGGUAACGUGUACAUUUUGUAAAUACUUAUUAAGCCGAACGUCUUAUUUAUAUACGAUUUAGGGGUUUUGUACUACAAAAAUAGAAAAGGUUAACUGGCAAAAUAAGCCUCAUAUUUAACGGAAUUAAACUGCAAUUUAAGCCAAUCUGGGGUCUUUAUGCUUUAUUCGUGAUGGGAAGGUUGCGAUGUAUUGAAUAAAAUAAAAUAAAUACUUUUAA